AUGUCAUUUGCUCACAAGGAAAGCCCAAAAACUUUAGUCUUAUUCGAUGUUGACGGUACUUUAACCCCAGCAAGAUUAGGUGUCUCUGAUGAAAUGUUGAAGACCUUAAAAAAAUUGCGUGAAAAGGUCGUUAUUGGUUUCGUCGGUGGUUCAGAUUUAGCUAAACAAGUCGAACAAUUAGGACCAACUGUCUUGAAUGACUUCGAUUACUGUUUCUCCGAAAAUGGAUUAACUGCUUACAAGUUAGGUAAAGAAUUGGCAUCUCAGUCCUUUAUCGGUUGGAUUGGUGAAGAAAAGUACAAUAAAUUAGUCAAGUUUAUUUUAAGAUACUUAUCGGAUAUUGAUAUUCCAGUUAGAAGAGGUACUUUUAUUGAAUUCAGAGCUGGUAUGAUCAACGUUUCCCCAGUCGGUAGAAACGCUUCAACUGCUGAAAGACUCCAGUUCGAAAAUUACGACAAAGAACACAACAUCAGAUCUAAGAUGGUCAAUGCUUUGAAGGAAAACUUCGCCGACUACGGUUUAACUUACUCUAUUGGUGGUCAAAUUUCCUUUGAUGUUUUCCCAACUGGUUGGGAUAAGACCUACUGUUUACAACACGUUGAAGAUGAAGGUUUCGAGAAGAUUCACUUCUUUGGUGACAAGUCUUACGAAGGUGGUAACGAUUACGAAAUUUACAACGAUAGCAGAACUAUCGGUCACGCUGUUCAAAACCCUGAGGAGACCAUGAAGAUUUUAAACGAAGAAUUUGGCUUGAAUUAA
Molecule: messenger RNA, 759 nt
Organism: Debaryomyces hansenii CBS767
Lineage: Eukaryota; Fungi; Ascomycota; Pichiomycetes; Serinales; Debaryomycetaceae
Gene: PMM1
Product: phosphomannomutase
Exons: 1
Coding region: 1-759 (252 amino acids)
Biological process (GO): GDP-mannose biosynthetic process; protein N-linked glycosylation; mannose metabolic process
Cellular component (GO): cytosol
Molecular function (GO): phosphomannomutase activity
Source: RefSeq, a predicted model, not a curated record